GCAGUUGCAUUUGUGUUCGUGACAGUGGUGAGUGGUUUAGUGGUCAUGGGCGGCGAUGAACUGCAAAAGGCUGUGUUAAAUUAUAACUAUGCAGUAGACAUAUUUUUUCCGAUACUGAAAUCCCCUCAAGCGUGAAAAGGAUAAAAAAUUUGUAUUCGGAGAAGAAACUGGUAAAGUUGAUAAAACGCGAGUCAAGGCAACGACCUAGAAGCUCGGUUGACGAGCGAGUUAUCUUUUCAAUAAGUCACAAGAUACUGCGAUCAUCUACCUUGUAAAUGAACCUCUAAAAAGGUACAUCAGGACCGCAAGUGCCUAUAGCAGGCCUAGCAGCAACUGCGUAUAUUAAUCCAGGUUUCAAUUGAAUGGUUUAUGAAUUGUAAGAAACAAUGCCUCUGUUCGGAAAGUCUCAAAAAAGUCCGGCGGAGGUGGUGAAGGCUCUAAAAGAGGCUGUCAAUGCGCUGGAGCGUGGUGACAAGAAGGUGGAAAAGGCGCAGGAGGAUGUCAGCAAAAAUCUCGUCCACAUCAAAAAUAUGUUGUACGGAACUGCAGAAUCUGAGCCACAAGCCGACAUCGUCGUGGCACAACUUGCACAAGAGCUGUACAACAGCAAUCUUUUACUUCUUCUCGUUCAAAAUUUGAGUCGAAUAGAUUUCGAGGGUAAGAAGGAUGUUGCUCAGGUAUUCAACAAUAUUCUAAGAAGGCAAAUUGGCACGAGAUCUCCAACGGUGGAGUACAUUUGCACCAAGCCAGAAAUACUGUUUACCCUUAUGUCCGGUUAUGAGCAUCAAGAUAUCGCCUUGAAUUGUGGUACUAUGUUAAGAGAAUGUGCCCGAUAUGAAGCGCUGGCUAAAAUUAUGAUCUAUUCCGACGACUUUUAUAAUUUCUUCAGAUACGUCGAAGUUUCUACAUUCGAUAUUGCUUCAGAUGCCUUUUCUACUUUUAAGGAGCUGCUCACGAGGCAUAAGAUUUUGAGCGCUGAAUUUUUAGAAGUCAAUUACGAUAAGGUCUUUUCACAUUAUCAGAGGUUACUGAAUUCGGAAAAUUACGUAACUCGUCGACAGAGUUUAAAGUUGCUGGGAGAACUGCUUCUUGAUCGACACAACUUCAGCGUGAUGACUCGUUAUAUAUCCAAUCCCGACAAUUUAAAGCUGAUGAUGAAUAUGCUUAAGGAGAAGUCUCGUAAUAUCCAGUUUGAGGCCUUUCACGUGUUUAAGGUAUUUGUUGCUAAUCCGAACAAGCCGAAACCGAUUUUGGACAUUUUACUCCGAAAUCAAGAGAAAUUGAUCGAGUUCCUCACACGCUUCCAUACAGACCGCUCAGAAGACGAGCAGUUUAACGACGAGAAGGCUUACUUGAUUAAGCAAAUAAAAGAGCUUAGAUCUGUACAUGAAAAUUGAGUUAAAAUAUUUUUACUUUUGUUUUCUAGUAGUUAUGUAAAUAAUAUUUACAUUCACAAUUUAUUAUUGUAACAUACAGACUUCAGGCAACAUAAUACUCUGCUACUUUCUAUCAAUCGAUUGGUUAUCCACCACUCAGUAUAGCAGCUAUAGACAAACAUUUCCCCAUCAAUUCUAUUCAAGAAUUUAUCGAUCCAUACGAAAAUUCCCAGUGAAAACUUGUACGAAUAUUUGCUUUUAUCUCCAAAAUCUAAAAGUAAUCUUAUCUUGAUGAACGUUUAUUUAAAUUGAAAAGCACACGUGUUUCCAAACUGGCGUUAUCUUUAAGCCGUGAAUAAACUUCUUCUGAGAUUUAUGUAAUAAAGUGUUGUCUGAUUCAAAAGAUAUUUAGUUAGAACAUAAGUUUAGUUAAUUUUUAAAUAGAAAGACAGAAAUCUUUAAAAUGCGAGUCGACGAGUUUCGCGCCGAUGCGACAUAACUAUCGGUAGAGAUGCUUUAUUAAAAGAAAAUCACAAGUAAAAAAAGCUUACCUGCUUUCGCAAACUCGUGUUUAGAAUAAAUGUGUGCUUUGAGCCUUGACCUUUGAGAGUUGAGGUUCACGCCUUACCCUCUCCGAAACACCUUUUGUUGUAGCUGCUGUACUUUGUUUUUGUACUUCAAGAUAUCCUACUCGCAGCGAAUGUAUUACUUAUAACGAUAGACAUUUCCUGCUUCAUUUUACGCUAAAAUUAUAAUCACAUGUAUGUAUAGAAUUGACUGUUAAAAUGUAACGCCAAAACAAUAAUUAUUGUUUUAUUAUAUUUAUUGCAAUAAAAGUAUUAUUAAAAAAAG
Molecule: messenger RNA, 2228 nt
Organism: Belonocnema kinseyi
Lineage: Eukaryota; Metazoa; Arthropoda; Insecta; Hymenoptera; Cynipidae
Gene: Mo25
Product: protein Mo25
Exons: 8
Coding region: 387-1397 (336 amino acids)
Biological process (GO): intracellular signal transduction
Molecular function (GO): protein serine/threonine kinase activator activity
Source: RefSeq, a predicted model, not a curated record